Molecule: messenger RNA, 3311 nt
Organism: Pseudo-nitzschia multistriata
Lineage: Eukaryota; Bacillariophyta; Bacillariophyceae; Bacillariales; Bacillariaceae
Source: the annotation of a GenBank genome assembly
GACCCGCGGCAGCCACCCAUCCACAUUAAAAACCAUACUGCCACCACACCCGAUUCAAUCCAAAGCAAUCCAAUCCAACCAAGAGCACCAUGUACAACGGCAUCGGCUUGUCCUCCGUCCGCGGGACGGCGACCUCGGGCCACGUCCAGGCCAACCGCAGCCACGUCCGGAACCAGCGGAUCCGGCAUCAGCGCGAGCGCAACGCCUCGCAACGCCCGAAGGCAUACAAUCCCGUCUCGGCGGCGGCCCGCGAGAAGGGAAACACCGAGAUCCAGAGGCACGAGCGCCUCCGCAAGCUCGAGAACUCGCUGCUGGAGUUUCGCCUGGACCUGGAGCGGAGCGUCUCCGACGACGAGGAAGUCGAGAAGCGCGUGGCCGGGGAGAGGGCCCGAAGGAUGGCCCGUCUGGAAGAGGAGGAAGCCGAGCGGAAGGAGCGGCGGAAUCAGCGGGGCGACAGCGGCGACGGCUAUGCGGCUCGAAACUCUAACAACCGCGACAGGGGCUACAGCGGGCUUGCAUCUACCAGCGGCAAAAGCAACGGCAGGACAGAUCGGGGGUACCGGGGAACCGCCUAUGGCAGGGGCGGAGGCCCUCCCAGAGACUACGGCCGCAGACCGCAGCAAUACCGCCGCGAUGGCCACCACCGCGGGGGUGACCGGAGGCCCUUCUCCAACACGAACUCCCACGUCGAAGCCACCCGGAAGGAGGAAGAAAACCACCGGCUGGCGGACGCCUUUGGGAUUGACAAGGCGAAGCACGUCGAGGGGGCAGCCUUUGACCGGGACCUCCAGGAGGAGAAGAAACGCCUCAAGACAGAAAAGAAGGAACGGGAGAAAAAGGCGGCCGAAAAGGCACAGCGAAAGCUCGAGCGGGACCAGAAACGCAAGGAAAAGGCGCUCCGGAAGGAAGAGAGGAACCAGCGCAAAAAAUCGAAACCCCGGGGUCGAUCGAGAUCGAGAAAGCGCCGCUCGCGUUCCUAUAGCAGCAGCAGUGGUAGCAGCACUGGAAGCUACAGCCGGUCCUCGUCUUCGCGCUCUAGAUCAUCCUCUUCGUCCUACAGCAGCAGCUCGUCGAGGUCGUCCUCGUACAGCAGCCGCUCGUCGUGGUCGUCCUCAUCGAGGGAAUCCGAUCGGAGAAGGGUGCGUAGGAAGGAGGAUGGCCGAWMGAAUCGCAGGGACACAGACAGGAGCAAGUCCGGUAAAAAGAGAACGAGGUCUUGGAGCCGAAGCGCAAGUCCCGACGACAGUCGGUCAAGGAGCCGCAGUCGCAGCCGCAGCAGGAGCGUAGAGCACGGGGGAGACCGUAAAGACAAGGCCGACGCGAAGCGAUCGAAGAAAAUGGACAGCCGAAACGAGAGGGAACCCGCAGAAAACGAGAAGAAUUCUAAGGGCGGAAGCGAGGAACGAUCGACCAAGGCGACGGAAGCCCCCAGUGGUCCCGGGGACAAGAAGAACAGCGAGGCCCGCGGGGGACUCCCGGAGCGGACCGCCAGCCCCGUAGACAGCGGGCUGCGGAGGCGGACGUCUCGAUCGGAAUCGCGCUCCAGGUCCCCCCGCAGGCCGCGGAGGAGCCCGCCCGGGCGAACGCAAGCACCAGCGCACCGCGGCGGGGAGUCGCCCUCGUCCGGAUCUCGCUCUCUCCCGCCGGAGCGCUCGCGCCGCCGCGAGCGAACCCGCGGGAGGRGGUCCAGGUCCCGAUCGGAAUCGUCCUCGUCGUCAAGAAGUUCAUUCGGGUCGUCGCGUCGCGCGUCGUCCCGCAGCGGAAGCUCCAGGUCUCGGUCGCGCUAGGCCGUGGCAUAAAGAAAAAAGUAAAUUCCAUCGCAAUGCACUUUAUGCUACACUGAGCAGUUUGUCAAUGCACAGAUUGUUGUUUUUGAAUAUUGCGGUGCCUAUAACUGUGUAAACGAUAUACUACUUUAAGUUACAAAAUCUAUUUUCCAACACGAAAAAAAUCUCUUCUGCGACGGCAACACACAGAAAUAUUUUCGGAAUGCAAUUCUUCCCAAUCGCCUCCUUGCCUAUGAGAGGCAUUUUCCGCAAUACUCUAGAUACGAAUUUGAUAGUUCCCGGCCUUGGUGAUGUAUCGAACCCAUCGGCUCGUGUGGUAACCCGACUUGUCGUAGACACGAAGAAAGCGAACGUGAACGCCGCUGGAAGUGAACAUGGGGACCUGGAACUCGGCGUUGAUUGGAGGUCUACUCCAUGGCUUGGGGCGCGUCGUGGGCAUCAAGUCAACGUCUGCGUGGAUGUGGCAUUCAGCCUUUCCGGGAAAUCGCUUUACACGCCAGACAAUAGCUUGCUGUUCUGGCUCGUACUUGGCGCGGCCAAAAGAGUGCUUGAUCUUCGCCUUCGCGGUGUUCUUUGGGACCGGUAUCUUGAUGACCACGUGGGUUGCAAACAAUUGAUCGGAGAAAUUAGCAAUCACCUUCAGAUCGAUGGAAAUUCUAGAGAUGAAAACAAAUGAAUUGAAAUCCAUUGCAAACGAUUAGUAUGCCAAUUUUUCUAUUUCCGAGUGACGCAAAGAUUGCCUUCUCAUUCACGCUACUAGAACAAGCGAUUUUCCAAGCACGACGCUGCAACUUACUUUGUCAAGCUCUGCUCUUCCUGAACGGCUGGGAUCAUACGGAACGGCAAAUUGAUAUUGUCGGUCACACGGUAUUUCAUCAGCUCGAAUUCGCCAUCCGGGGGAAUGAAGGUAAUCGUGCGAUCUGCAUCGAAUUUUCCCAGUCGAACACAACGAUGGAAGGUACAAUCGUCGAUUUCCACACCGGGCUUCCUCUGGCCCUCCUUUUCAAUUACGAGUUUGUCGUUGAGACCAAAUUUACAUUCCGGCAUCCCCGUCAACUUUGUAUUCAUUUGUACAGCACCCGUCACUUCGUUUCUCAAAACAUUUCCGUUGCUAGAGAGGAGCAAGUUGACACUUUCCAGAACAUCAAUGUACACUUCAUUCUUUUUGUGACGAAUUCCCUCACGCCUCCAAUCAAUGGCUCCAGUAAUCUGCGAUGUUAAUUGAGAUGGUUCUUGCUCUUCUUUUGCCUUGACAUUGCCAAGGUUGAUGUACAAUCUCAAAACAUCUACCGCGCAAUUUUGUGGAUAUCCAAAGUCCAUCGUUUCAUCCAUCAGCUCGUAAAUCAAGGUCAUGUUGUUUCUCAUGGCAUUUUCAUCAAACUCAUCACCGAGGUAGGAUUUGAGAAUCCUUACUAACUGGUAGAGGUAUUCAAAGACGAGUGCCGGAUUUACGUUGGAUCUUGUCACGGCCACAAAGAACAUGUUUAAGUGACGGGUGUACAAAAAUGAAUUGUUCUCGAUGCG